Molecule: messenger RNA, 1181 nt
Organism: Erythranthe guttata (spotted monkey flower)
Lineage: Eukaryota; Viridiplantae; Streptophyta; Magnoliopsida; Lamiales; Phrymaceae
Gene: DET2
Product: 3-oxo-5-alpha-steroid 4-dehydrogenase family protein
Biological process (GO): brassinosteroid biosynthetic process
Cellular component (GO): membrane
Molecular function (GO): 3-oxo-5-alpha-steroid 4-dehydrogenase activity
Source: RefSeq, a predicted model, not a curated record
UACCAAUACGAGGGUAUUUUCGUAAAGUGUAGGAACAAGAGAAUUUUAUUAUAAUUAUUUGAAAUUAAAAAAGAAAACGUGUCUUAUUGCUAACCAAAUUAUCAUUUUGAUGGACUAUAAAGUAAUAGAAAGUUGCCUAAAGAAAAAGGCCUUUCUUUUUUUAAUUGGAAAGAAUAAAGAACACAUAGGUCAUAACGCCAGAAAUAAACAUUGGAUCCAACAAAGAAAUAAUAUUAAUUAAUUAGAUUUUGUCAAAAAAUAAAUAAAUUAAUUAAUAAAUUGCAAUUAAAUGCAUCCCAAUUUAAAUGGGAACAAUAACAAUAAAUAGUUUAGGCUAAUUGGCCUAGAGAAAAAGUCAACGCAUCAAAAAUGUUUUCCGAUGAAGACUUCUUCCACUACAGCCUCCUCUCACUCUACCUCAUCACACCCCCCACUAUCUUCUCUCUCCUCUUCCUCACCGCCCCUUACGGCAAGCACCACCGCCCCGGAUGGGGGCCCACCAUCCCGCCGCCGCUAGCCUGGUGUCUGAUGGAGAGCCCCACUAUAUGGCUCACUCUCCUCCUCUUCCCCCACGGCAGAAACAGCACCAACCCACGCGCCGUCGUACUCAUCUCCCCUUUCCUCCUCCACUACCUCCACCGGAGUUUCAUCUACCCCCUCCGCCUCUUCCUCAGAACCCCCACAAACCAGAUCAAGAAACCGGGUUUUCCGGUGAGUAUAGCUUUGUUGGCUUUCGGGUUUAAUUUGCUGAAUGCUUACUUGCAAGGCAGAUGGGUUUCCGAGUACGCGGAUCUUGACGGAGAUGGGUGGUUCUGGUGGCGGAUGGCCGGCGGCGCGGUGGUGUUCGGCGGCGGUGCGGUGGCGAAUGUGUGGUCGGACAGUGUGUUGAUGGGCUUGAAAGAGGGCGGCGGCGGUGGUGGGUAUAAGAUACCUAAGGGUGGGCUUUUUGAAUUUGUGAGCUGUCCGAAUUAUUUUGGGGAGAUUAUGGAGUGGUUGGGCUGGGCUUUGAUGACGUGGUCAUGGGCCGGGCUCGGGUUUUUGUUGUACACGUGUGCUAAUUUGGUGCCAAGAGCUGUGGCCAAUCAUAAGUGGUAUUUGGAGAAAUUUGGGGAGGAUUAUCCCAACACUAGGAAAUCCGUCAUCCCUUUUUUAUAUUAAUUAAUGAGUUUAUUUGUUAACUU